Maudiozyma saulgeensis is the source of this 1779-nucleotide messenger RNA. The record is from the annotation of a GenBank genome assembly. Lineage: Eukaryota; Fungi; Ascomycota; Saccharomycetes; Saccharomycetales; Saccharomycetaceae.
AUGAACAACUUAAUUAAAAACUCAUUCUUUACGUUCAUCAAACCAUUAACACCUUCUGUGACUCAAAUACCUACCAGACUCCACCUAUCCAUAAUGUCAUCGAUCAACAAUGAGAUUCCAACAGCUACACCAAUCAACAAAAGGGCCCAGGAAGUUAGCCCUUUACCAAAAGUUAAAAAACAAAAAUUGAAAAGAUACAAGGCUAAGAAAGCUGAUCCAACGUCUCCUUCAGGUGUCUUACAAUUUGAAAUCGAUGACUUAUUGAAAACUCAUAAUUUAACAAGGGAUGAAGUUUCAAAUGAUAUUUCAGCUAUAUUGAAUGAUUUCUCAAGGGACGAUGAAAAUUCUAUAACACAUAAGUACCAUCGUAUUGUUAAUGAUGUUGAAAUUUUAACUCUAACCUCUAGUGGGGAUGGUCUUGCAUUGAUCGAUAACCCCGUUGAACAAACAAAAAAACAAAUAGCAAUAGUCCCAUUUGGUUUACCUGGUGAUGUGACAAAUAUCAGAGUCUUUAAAACCCAUCCACAUUACGUUGAAACAGACUUGUUAGAUGUGAACAAAAAAUCACCUAUCAGAAGAGAUGAUUUAAUCAAGGAUAAGUACUUUGGUAAGGCCUCUGGAAGUCAAUUUGAGUUCCUUACGUAUGAAAAACAAUUAGAGAUUAAGAAGCAUACUAUCACUAAUGCUUACAAAUAUUUCGCACCUCGUUUAAUGGGAGAAGGUCUAUUACCUACCACAGGUACUACAAUUGCAUCUCCACUUCAAUAUAACUACAGAACUAAAAUCACUCCACAUUUUGAUAUGCCUAGAAAAGUGAAAGUGCUUGAAGAAAGGCCUCCUUUAGGUUUUGGCCAGAAAGGUAGACCUACCUGGAGAAAGGAUACUUUGGAAGUAGGAGGCCAUAGUUCUACUUUGGAUAUCGAUAGCUGCGCUCUUGCGACUGAUAUUUUAAACACAGGUUUAACUAAUGAAAGAAGAAAAUUUAACACGGAAUACAAAAACUAUAAGAAAGGUGCUACCAUUUUAUUGAGAGAAAACACUAUUGUUCUUGAUGAAAGCAAGGAUAUUAAAGAACAACUAGGUGAAGGGUCAAGAGAUGAGAACGGUGAAGUUAGUUACGUUGAAUUGGAAGAUAAGGAACACGGCGUUAAGUUAAUUAAAACAUGUGUAACUAAUCAAAGACAAAUUGUUGCAGAGUAUGUUGAUGGUUAUACAUUUAACUUCACAGCAGGUGAAUUUUUCCAAAAUAACAAUUCCAUUUUACCUAUUGUCACCAAAUAUGUUAGAGAAAACCUACAAAUUCCUAAUUCAAAAGCAGAUGAACCAAAUUACCUAGUAGAUGCGUACUGUGGUUCAGGUCUAUUCAGUGUGUGCAGUUCCAAGGGUGUUGAUAAAGUUACUGGUGUCGAAAUCUCUGCAGAUAGUGUUUCAUUUGCUGAAAAGAAUGCAAAGACUAACGGUAUUAAGAACUGUGAUUUUAUUGUUGGUAAGGCUGAAAAAUUGUUUGAAUCUAUAAGCACACCAAAUGACAGAACUUCUGUGAUUUUAGAUCCACCAAGAAAAGGUUGUGACGAAGUGUUUAUGAAACAACUAGCCGAUUAUUAUCCAGCCAGAAUUGUCUACAUCUCUUGUAAUGUUCAUUCACAAGCAAGAGAUAUUGAAUAUUUCAUUAAAGAGACAGAAAAGGGUAGUCAUUAUAAAAUUGAGAGUUUGAGAGGGUUCGAUUUCUUCCCUCAAACACAUCAUGUAGAGAGUGUCUGCGUUUUAUCUAGAGUUUGA